AUGACACGACGAUUACCGGAGGACCUAAACAAGGAAGUCUGUCGCGUGGCUACCUUUACGGGGUGGCCAGUGAGCUUCAUCAGCCCUAGUGAGCUGGCUCGGUACGGGUUCUACUACACCGGUUCCGAGGACACGGUGAAGUGCAGUUUCUGUCGCAUCGAAAUCAGCAUGUGGGAGGAACACGACAACGUGAUCGAGGAGCAUCUUCGAUGGUCACCUCGUUGUCCACUGCUAAUGAAACUUCGGACCGAAAAUGUGCCGAUCAAUCCGAACUUCCUCGACAAUGUACCGGACCCCGUUAGCGAUGUUUGUGGUACCGGCAUGCGCCAUUCCCACAACUCUAGCACCCUGUUUCAACACAACGAUUGGUUGGCAGACAGUCAACGAUCAUUCCACCAACGGCUGGCACAUCCCAAUUAUGCGAUCGACGCCAACAGGCUUAGCUCGUUCAAAUGUUGGCCAAAAUCGAUUCGUCAAAAGCCACAGCAGCUGAGCGAUGCCGGUUUCUUUUACACCGGCUCCGGGGACUGUGUUGUAUGCUUUAGCUGCGGCGGAGGCCUCAACGAUUGGAAGCAAGACGAUGAACCGUGGGAUGAGCAUGCAAUACACUACCGCUACUGUAAGUACGUGGAGCUGAUCAAGGGCCGUGAUUUUUGGAAAACCUGUAAAAGGAUAUCCGACAAUCCGGAGCCAGGCACAUCCGGCCUCAGGUUAUUACCCGAGCCGACGAGCCACUCGUCCCCUAGUGGGGAUGCUGAACGCCCACCGACGGUGGAAGGCGACCGAAAGGAUGAUGAAGUGAUUGAAGAUGAAAAGCUAUGCAAAGUUUGUUUCAUUAACGAGUAUAAUACGGUGUAUCUACCCUGCGGUCAUGUCGUGGCGUGUUCCAAAUGUGCACUAGCCGUUGCCAAAUGUCCGCUAUGCCAACAACCAUACACCGACAUACAAAGAGUGUACUUAGCUUAA
Messenger RNA from Anopheles bellator, 966 nucleotides. Its product is annotated as death-associated inhibitor of apoptosis 1-like. Bases 1 to 966 code for a protein of 321 amino acids. Gene Ontology annotation, molecular function: cysteine-type endopeptidase inhibitor activity involved in apoptotic process; ubiquitin protein ligase activity. The transcript has 2 exons. Gene Ontology annotation, cellular component: cytoplasm; nucleus. The record is from RefSeq and is a predicted model, not a curated record. Gene Ontology annotation, biological process: regulation of cell cycle; negative regulation of apoptotic process; positive regulation of protein ubiquitination. Lineage: Eukaryota; Metazoa; Arthropoda; Insecta; Diptera; Culicidae.